Messenger RNA from Xyrichtys novacula (pearly razorfish), 9021 nucleotides. The record is from the annotation of a GenBank genome assembly. NCBI's taxonomy places the organism in Eukaryota, Metazoa, Chordata, Actinopteri, Labriformes, Labridae.
CGGCACCAAAAAAAUGGAAACUGGUUUCUUGAGUGACUUUUCCCAUGUUUGGCCUAGUAGCGUUGAAGUAUUGGACAGGACAGUCAGUAGUCAUGGCACAGAGGGUAAAGCCAGUGAGUGGAGCGAACAAAACUCAUGUCAAUGAUACAAACUCUUCUAGCCAGUCAUUUCGUCCAGGUUAAACUUUUGAGAACGAAUCACCGAAAGCAACGUCAUUGUUUCAUUAGUGCCGUCAUUACCUGCCCCAGGUGUGCCGGGCUCUGCGUUAGGGAGGUGCGUAGUUGAAUGGCGGGCGUUCAACCAGCCAGCAAAGCGCCGCUGCUACCGUCAAAACUGAGUAGUUAGGGCCUACGCUAACAGUUGGUACAAAAAAAGCAGCACUUACCGUCACACACAAUGUCUGAAAAGGCUCCUCUUCUACAUUACCGACUCUCAGCCGGCAACAUUCUGGACCCGGACAAUGCGCCCAAACACGGCCAAACCAAGGCGGGAAGCAGCACACCGUCUAAAGACAAAAACACCCGGAAGCUCGGAGUGGUGUUUGGCGUGGUGGUACCGACUCUGCUGUCCAUGUUUAGCGUGGUCGUUUUCUUGCGCAUUGGUAAGUAAGGGUUGGGAGUUCGCGCGUAAUUUUUGCGCCAAAGAUAUCACAAAGGGUUAGUUACCUCACCCUCAAAAGACACCACAGGAGAGCAGGCGUCUUUUCAGAUUGUUUUUAGACUAAUUUUCUCUGGUAUAUUGUAUUGUUCUUAUAAGCUACAUAAUUCUUUAAAUUCCUUUGUCAAUUGCUGAUGUCUUUCCACCAAAGUUUGAUUGUGCCCAGUCUGACAACUGCUCACAGUUUCAAGUAGUUCAAUCCACAGGGAUCAAGAAACACGAGAAAAGCAAAUGGCCCAGAUUUCAUAACCUGAAAGUGGCAAAUGUGUGACUGUCACUUGAUAAUCAUUUGAAAUGUAUGGUGUUUGAAAACUUUCAAUCAAUUUGACCCUUCUGUAUUUGAUUGUACUUUCACCCUUAGGAGAUCAUGAUGUGAAAAACCAAGCGAUAUUUACCUGCACAACAUUGUCUUCGUCUGACAGAAAAACUCAAUGUCUUCUUAAACUCACUUAACCCUGUUUACUGGGAUGUUUUACUAACUGUUACCUAUUAUUUCAAUGGUUUGAUUUCAGUUUGAUUGAAUGGUUUUCAAUAGAUAAACACUUCAACUUAUUUUGGUAAGUGCUGUAUAAAUACAAUUAUUUAGCUAUUAUUUCCAUUCCUGAAAAUACUACUAAAUAACCUGAGUUUGUUUGGUUAAUAAGUGAUACUAAUGCGUUGAUUUCAGUUGCUGCUCAUAUGAAAAAGUCUGUGAUUCCUUUGGUCAAGCCUGUUUUUAUUGUUUGCAGGGGUGUCAUGAUAAAACUCAGCAGUUCUUUAGCAUUGAAAAGGUUCUAAAUACGGCUGUUAUCUAAACAAUGAAAAAUGCUGAAAUGAAACACACUUGUGUAUGUUACUCUCUGACACAAUUUACCUGACCUGCCAAAACAUCACGAACUCCUCGGAUAGCUAUUUUAACACAACGCAACAGCCCAGUUUCAACUUCUGUUGUCAGUGACAACCAGGUGAUAAAUGUGUUAAUAAUGAUGUUCUGGCCAAAAUAUAAGGAACACCUUUCAAUAUAGCACAUUCAAGAACACCACCACCACCUACUGUUUCCUCAAUAGUAAAGUCCAAUAAUCACCUGUCUAGUCGUGUCAACAAACAAAGAGACAGUAGACAUCUAGACAGACAGUAAAGCUGUUGCAUUGAUUGCAUAUUAGAUUGCCAGGGUGUUCAUAAUGUUGUGAUUGGUUGUUGUAUUUAACUAGCCUUGAAAACAGUUUGUCUUUACUCCUCUUCCUGCAGGAUUUGUUGUGGGUCAAGCAGGCCUCUACCAGUCUAUUGCCAUGUUCCUUGUGGCCUACUUCAUCAUCACCAUGACAGUGCUUUCUGUGUGCGCUGUGUCCACCAAUGGAGCUCUGGACGCUGGAGGUGCCUAUUGUAUCCUUAAUGCUUGUAGCCUAGCCAGUGGCUGUCCAUGUUAGUCUGACUUGUGGAUGUUUUCCUUCUUUGUAUAAAUCUGUAUUUUUAGGGGGUUUAUAAACACCCAUUGCAAGAGAGAGACCAUAUCCGAUUGUAGAUGGUUUUAAUUUCCUCAGCUUGGAUAUCAAGACAUGAUCAGCCGAGCUCUUGGUCCAGAGUUUGGCGGCAGCAUUGGGAUCAUGUUUUUUUUUGCCAAUGUGUGUGGCAGUGCUCUUUAUAUUUUGGGUCUAGUCGAGGCUGUCCUGUCUGCAUUUGGCACCCCAGAAGGUAUGGUCUAUCUGAAUGAUGUGAAAAACUAAAAAGCGUAUUGCUUUAUUUUAACUCUGUUCAACUGUCCAACAGAGGGAGCUGCAGGCCCGCAUGAGGUGUUGCCCUCAGGAUACUGGUGGUCUCUACUUUACGGCACCGGCCUACUCUUCUUGUGUCUCAUUGUUUGCUUAGUAAGUUUUCAUUUUCAAUUUUUUUUUUAUCAUAAAAUUGAGAUACACUCAGACUGCUUUAAAAGUGUUCAAACUACACAGAAGGUGAUAAUAGUUGUUUUUUUACGAUGUAUUCAGAGUCUGGGGGGAUCUGUUUGUAUACUCUGCCAGUCGUUACUUAACUUGCCUCUCAUUACAGGUGGGGGCCCACAUCUAUGCCAAAGCCACCUUUGUUAUCCUCAUCAUAGUUGCAGCAGUCCUGACUUCUGUUUUCACCAGUUUUUUCAUUGUGGGGCCCACUGUGGUGAUUUUGCCUGAUGCAUCUGCUCUAAACAGCAGUAGUCGUAAUGCAGCCAAUUACACUGGCUUCAAGCUGCACACACUGGAGGAUAACUUACUGCGUAAGUGUUCGACAUGAUUCAAGAUGUGAGGGAUAAACCAACUGAGAGCUCUAUAUUUGCUCUAAUUUUACGAUAUAAGGUUUCUGGCCAUUUAAGCCAUGCUGUGUUCAAACGUUGUCCCACAUAUGUAAGAAUGGUCAAGCUUUCUCUCUGUCUGCAGCCGGUUAUACCGUGGACUACACCACUGGCACCAUGAUGAGCUUCACCACUGUGUUUGCUGUCAUGUUCAACGGCUGUACUGGAAUCAUGGCAGGCUCAAACAUGUCAGGUGAGACAGCUUGACGGCAAAUUAUGGAUUUCUUCGUUGGACGUGUUUCAUUAAAGAAAGAAAAGAUGCUGUUGCGUUGUGCAAGUUAAGUAGCAGGAUUUUUCAACUGUCACGAUACACCAAGCCCAUGAGGGUGCGUCCCUCUGAGAGCACAGACACUAAGCUGAAUCUUAAUUCUUAUUCUCCAAUUAUGACUGCACAUUCAAUCAUUAAACAGCAGGAGGCACUCUUCGUGUCUGAAUGACGUCCAAAAAUAGCAGUCACAUUUAUCACCAAGAUGUGACACAAGUUUACUGCUAAGUUUUGAUAUUUUAUUCCAAAAUGAUUGGUGGUUUAUUUUUCUGCUGUCCUUGAAUCAUCAGCCUAUCAAUGCAACUGAAAACAUUUUGUUUUCUACUAAAUUCAGAAUUCAUUAUAGAGAAACUUGUAAAUAAUGCAAAAUUUCUGCAUAACUUUUGGAUUAAAGAGAACUUAAAAUUGUUUAACUCCUAUAAAUACAACAUGAAACAAUGGAGCAGUUUACACAGGGCGCUUAUAGACACUGGGAGUUGGGAGUAAAGGGUGCACCAAUUUUUCUCUAUAUCUGAGCAAGAGGAGUAGAACUGUGGUGCAGCUUUUGCAGGAUGAAGCUAUUGAGUUAAGAAGCUUCAUCUUUAGACAACAGGAGAGGGGCGAUUUUUGACUGAAAAUCAAUCUUGUAUAGAUUUUGUUUUUGUUCAAGGGGAAACAUUUUUGUCAUGUCGUUUCCAGGUGACUUGAAAAACCCCAGCUACUCCAUCCCCAGAGGAACGCUAGCAGCUGUAAUUACAACUUUUAUCACAUACAACCUGCUUUGUGUGCUAUCUUCGUGGACCUGUGAGCGGUAAGACACAAAAACAGACGCAAAUCAAAUGCUGAGAAAGUACUUGUUGCUAUCUGUUACAGCCACACACACACACUAAGCACUUUUACUUCUCAGAUUUGUACAAGUCAAGUGACCCAAAUAAAUACUGUGGCUCUCAUGUCAAGCACUUUGUUGAUUUCUUUUGCCUCAGUCACCUUCUUCAAAGAGACUACAGUUUCCUUGGAGACAUAAAUGUUUGGCCACCUAUGGUGACCAUCGGGAUCUACUCCUCCACCAUGUCGGCAGCCAUGAGUAACCUUAUAGGAGCCUCCAGAAUCCUGUAUGCUCUGUCCAAAGACAACCUGUUUGGUGAGAUCUAUGAGCAUGUAUCAUACUGUGCAGUCUUCGCUUUUGUUUUCUUCCUGGAGUUUUACAGAAACAAGAGCAGAAAAAUUUAGAGACUUUUACAGCCUUCGACCACCUCUCUAGUGAGGGAGGAUUGGUCAAAUUUAGCUCAAAUUUAGGUUGUGGUCAGGGCAAAAUAGUUGAUCCAGACUAUAUGAAAGCAUUCCUAACUCCAGCUGGUCUUCUGUAAAGCUGAGUCAACAUUUCAAUAAUCAGCCAUCUGCUUUAAAGAGGCCUCCAUAUCAAAUGUGAGAAAUUGCCACUUGUUAUUAAUUUCAUCAUGUCUCGUUUUUCUAGCGCAGGCCUGUUAAUUUGGAAAGCAUCGUUUGACAACAGAUGGCUCAAAGUGCCGACUUUCUCAGAAGAAACAAAAUCCUCUCAUUGUGUUUUUGGCUUACGGACCAGAGCACAAUGACUCAGUUGUUUAUCGAACUUAGGGUUUGAGCAAUAACAGACAGAGUGAUUCUGCUUUAGUGAAUGCUAUCAAUCUCUACAGGUGGUGUCCUGGCUCUGGCAAGGAAAACAUCUCGCAGUGGGAACCCCUGGGCCUCUGUGCUUGUGUCGUGGUUGCUUGUACAGGUAGGAAAGAUCUUUGCUAAAUGUCGUAAUUUUACCCCCAAAAUGUAUGAAAAAUGUUCCCAAAGCCCCAUCCUUUACUGGUUUAAUUUGUUGCCCCUAAUGUUUGACAAAUUUUUUAUGCACUAAUGCACAAUUUCUGCUUUCCAUCACCUUUCAUUGAUCUCUGAUUAUGAGUAUGCAGCAGCGAAGGGCAGCAGUUUGACUUUCAAUUGAAGUUGAACAACAGGAGAUAAAUCAUCUUAAUUGAGUAGUUAGCAGUUAUUUGAGAAACCAUGAGGAUGAAGUGGGCAGAGUUUGUAAGCGUGUUGAUUGGAGAAAAACAUCUGCGUGUCCUGGGGUGAAGGUAAAAGUAAAUGUAGAGGCAGAUUCAUUAACAGUAGGCCAUCUUAAUAGAGAGAUGGGUUCGGAUGAAGGAUGUUUCACCUUCCAAAAUAAAUCAUUCAUCAUCCAAGACUCUGUUAAACAAAAGUCAAAUGAAGAGCACUGAAAUCUGGAGGUCCUUUCAGACUUGUAAGAGACCUCCUCAUUUAAGCAUAAUUGUACCAAGCAUCAUUAUAUUCAGUAGAUAGCAAGGUUGUAUUUUUUUGAAGAUUUGUAUGUAUCAAAAUGUUGGGUGUACCUUACAGGUUAUGUUUUAUGAAUCAAGGGCAUCCAAUGUUUUAAAACUAUUCCAUCAGUCUACUUAUAAAGAGCGAUACAUAUUGAUCAAGUCUAGGGUAAUGCUUGUGCAAAAGUCAGCACACUUUUAUUGCAAUAAUGGUCACUUAUUAAAAUAUUUCUUUCAGUGUAAAACGUGUAUCUCACCUUGUAUGUGUUGUAAACAAAUAUAAAAUUCCAAAUUUUGACAUGAUUGAUUAACAAAAGCAAUAAUUAUGUUUAUAAUAGUCACUUUUCUGCACUAGGGCUUAAUAACAUGAAGUGAAUUUUGUAGUUUUCAAAUACUGUAUUUCCUUCAAGGGUGUUUUAAAUGUUGCAUAUACCUAUUGUUUUCUUUCUGUCCCACUAGGUGGUGCUGUUUGCUGGUAAAUUAAACACCAUUGCCGGUAUUGUGACCAUCUUCUUCCUGUUGGUCUAUGCAGCUGUGAACCUGGCCUGUUUGGCUCUUGAGUGGGCUUCAGCACCAAACUUCAGGUACAGAUUUUUUUUUUAAUUUCAUUUGCAUGUUCAGGAUUAAGACGACCAUCAUCAUCUGUAAUCUGUCAUUUUCUUUCAUUGCUUUUCAUUUAGACCCUCAUUCCGUUGUUUUACCUGGCACACCUGCGCUCUAGGCAUUCUCGGAUGCCUGGUCAUGAUGUUUUUGAUCAAUGCCAUAUAUGCGUUUGCCAGCAUUGCUUUCAUGCUGCUGCUGUUAAUGCUUAUCCACUACCUCGGUCCCAUGAGCAACUGGGGCUACAUAAGCCAGGCUCUCAUCUUCCACCAGGUGCUCAGUCCAACACAAGCCAUCUUUCUCACAUAAAGCAGCAAUAUAGUGAAAGUUUAAAUAAAUAACAACAUUGUAUUAUUUUUCUGUUUUACUUUUUUUUUUUUUUACUCAGGUGCGCAAGUACCUGUUGAGGUUGGAUGUUCGUAAGGAUCAUGUGAAAUUUUGGCGGCCCCAACUGCUGUUGAUGGUGGCAAACCCUCGCAGUUGUACAAGUCUUAUGACUUUUAUAAAUGAUCUGAAGAAGAGUGGUCUCUAUGUGCUGGGACAUGUAAAACUGGGCGUCUUGGGUAAGAAGUAUGUGGGUCGAAGACUUAAAGGGAUAUUCUGGCGUAAAAUUAAUUUAGGGUCAAACCCACUGUAACACCGAGUUAGACACUCCCUUCAAGAGAUGAAUGUUGCUGACCGCUUGCUUCUCUAGUUAUACCAACUUUAGUAACAGCCGCACGAUAGCAAUAAACAGCGGUCUGAGGAGCCAUAAACAAACCUCAACCAAAACGCCACUCUAUAGCCACAAAUAAUGCUCAGAACAGCACCUAACUUCAUCAACAGUACAUAUAGGGUCCUAGCUAUAGUACUAGCCAUCAAACAUCAUUUUAACUUUGCCAAAUUUCUUUAGCAAAGAGACUAAACACAACUCACCUACUCUCUUCCAGCAGCCGCUUGUUUGUAGCAAGACCUCAGGGAGUCCAUUAUGGACUGCUGCGAGGUGACGCAGCUCAAGGAAGAACAUUUAUGAUCAUUUCUUCAUCAUAUCCUUGAAGUAAUAAUCACCAUAUUAAUCAUUUUUCACUGCAGACAUGGUAGUUCUUUUGCCUUAUCGUCUCGGUCUGAUUGCAUUUUCAUGAAGAAAUGAUCUCUCUUUAUGCUGGAAUAUUUCUUUAACUAUAUAUGUCUCUGAUUUAAAAUAGUCAAACUAAAAUAAACAAAAGUCAAAGUUGGAAAUUAAAGAAAAAAAAUACAGGCAAUUGUUAAGAAGAAAUGUGAAGACAGUCUUUUACACACCUUUUGACAUUUUGUUCGUCUCUGUGCGUGACUCUGCAGAUGGGUUGCCCUCUGAUCCUCUACAGAGCCGUUAUGACUCCUGGCUGUCUCUGGUGGACCAUCUAAACAUCAAAGCGUUCGUCAACCUCACCCUGGCUGACUCAGUGCGACACGGCGUUCAGAACCUGCUUUUUAUCACAGGCUUCGGUAAAAGUGUUUAUUUUUUUACUUUUUUUUUUUCUCUUUAAUUAUGAUUAUGACUGCUCUUUUCUAAAGCCCAUCUGUUUGCAUAAAGGUGGAAUGAGGCCAAACACCCUUGUAUUGGGUUUCUAUGAUGACUGCACUCCUGAAGACCACCUCCAAGGUAAAGUUCUUCAGUCUGCAGGCCACAGGUUAGAUGUAGUUAGUCCAUCAACAGACCCGGGCGAGCAAAGGACGCCCUUCUUUCCCAGCGUCCGGGGUGCUGGCGAUCUAAAAGACCUACAGGAAGAGGAGUAUGUGUCGGUCAUUGCUGAUGCUGUAAAAAUGGGGAAGAAUGUGACAUUAGCUCGUAACUUCAGUCAGUUCAAACGUGAAGAGGUAUUGGCAUCAGGAAGAAAAAUUCGAGGCAAACAAAACAAGAAAGCGCCAUUUGUUGACGUGUGGCCUCUGAAUCUACUUCGACCUGACAGCUGCAGAUAUGUCGACACCUGCUCGCUGUUCCUGUUACAGCUGGCCUGUGUGCUUCAAGAAACCCGUGCAUGGAGCCAGGCAAAACUCCGCCUCUACCUGUGCGUGGAAGAUGGUUGCAGUCUAAAGGAAGAAGAGGAGACCAAGUUACGGGCAAUGCUAAGGGAGCUGAGGAUCUCUGCUCAGGUGCAGAUGGUCGUGUGGGACCAGGUGGUGGCGCUACACUGGCAGAGACGAGGACAAAAAAAAGAAGGGGAUAUGAUAGGGUCUGCACAGAAUGAAGACGUGGGACGGGAAGGGGAUGCCCCAGAAGAGUCUGGUAUCCAGAAGUUUCCCAACAAUGCUGCUCAGCUGACGGACGAAUACAUCUGUGCUGUCAACAACCUGAUUCGCAAACACGGUGCUCCUCAGCCUGCUGUGCGUUUCCUGUACCUGCCGCGCCCCCCAGCAGACACGAACCGUUACCGCGACUACCUGCACCACCUGGACCUGUUGAGUCGAGACCUGGGCCCAACAUUGUUGAUCCAUGGUGUCACACCAGUAGUCACAACUGACCUCUAGAAUGUAACCACCUCCUGAUCUGAUUUGUUCAUGCACUCAUCUCUGUUACUCACUGGUGUCUAAAUUCAUCCAGGCCUGACACCUCAGGAAACCAGAUCUAUACUUGAACCAUUCCUCCAUCUGAAUAAUACAGUUACACAUGUCACCUGUCCCUCUGUGUGAAAACAAUUUUGAUUGAUAACUUUAGAUUCACCUCCACUGCAUGUUAACAAGUAGCUGUAAAUCAUCACACUGAUUAACUGGCGUAUGUCUUUUUACAUGUUAUUAGAAAAUAAAAUGAAUUAUUUGUUGUAUGACUCUAAAAUGUUUGGUAACUAUUUUCAACACUCGAGUAGAGAGACCUUUUGGUAUUGUGUAGAACGGUUCUGAAAUACAGUAUAUCUAUCCAUUUUUCCCUUUAGCGCAGCAGUGAGGUUCUUCCGAUGCACACC